This is a messenger RNA of Erigeron canadensis, 1601 nucleotides long. Its product is annotated as serine/threonine-protein kinase SRK2E-like. Lineage: Eukaryota; Viridiplantae; Streptophyta; Magnoliopsida; Asterales; Asteraceae. Gene Ontology annotation, biological process: protein phosphorylation; intracellular signal transduction. Gene Ontology annotation, molecular function: ATP binding; protein serine/threonine kinase activity. The record is from RefSeq and is a predicted model, not a curated record. The coding region runs from base 201 to 1274 and encodes 357 amino acids. The transcript is spliced from 9 exons. Gene Ontology annotation, cellular component: nucleus.
UUAAACCCCAAUCCACCACCCCCCCACUUGCCGACCGACCACAACAAAAAUAUCUCCAAACUCAUUUUCCUCCAUCUUUCUUCCAAUAUUUCCCCUAAAGCAACCGACUUUAAGCUCCCCUUUUCUUUAUAUCGAUAACCCAUAUCAGAAUCAGGCUUAUCUGCUGAUUUCUUGGAUCUUUUUGAUGUGAAUUUGUGAAAAUGGAUCGGUCUAUGGGUGUUGCGGGUUCGGGUAUGGAUUUGCCGAUCAUGCAUGAUAGUGACCGGUAUGAUUUGGUUAAAGAUAUCGGGUCGGGUAAUUUUGGUGUUGCUAGACUUAUGAGAGAUAAACAAACUAAAGAACUUGUUGCUGUUAAAUAUAUUGAAAGAGGAGAAAAGAUAGACGAAAAUGUUCAAAGGGAAAUCAUUAAUCAUAGGUCUCUGAGACAUCCUAACAUUGUUAGGUUCAGAGAGCUAAUAUUGACUCCGACCCAUUUGGCGAUUGUGAUGGAAUAUGCUUCUGGAGGUGAACUUUUUGAUAGAAUCUGCAAUGCAGGACGCUUCAAUGAGGAUGAGGCCAGAUUCUUCUUUCAACAACUCAUCUCUGGAGUCAGCUACUGUCACUCUAUGCAAGUCUGUCACCGUGACUUAAAGCUCGAGAACACAUUGCUGGAUGGGAGUCCCGCUCCUCGUUUAAAGAUUUGUGAUUUUGGGUACUCCAAGUCCUCGGUGCUGCAUUCACAGCCAAAAUCAACAGUUGGUACACCAGCAUAUAUCGCUCCUGAAGUCCUGCUUAGGAAAGAAUAUGAUGGGAAGAUUGCAGAUGUGUGGUCAUGUGGGGUGACAUUAUAUGUCAUGCUUUUUGGUGGCUACCCUUUUGAGGACCCUAAUGAACCAAAAGAUUUUCGGAAGACGAUACAUAGAAUUCUUCAUGUUCAGUAUUCAAUUCCAGAAAAUAUUCAGAUAUCUCCGGAAUGUCGGCACCUCAUCUCAAGAAUAUUUGUCGCGGAUCCUGCACAGAGAAUCACAAUGGCGGAAAUAAAGAAAGAUGAGUGGUUUCUAAAGAACCUUCCUGCUAAUCUCAUGGAUGAAGAUAAGAAGAUGAACGAUCAGUUUGAAGAGCCUGAUCAACCGAUGCAGAGUGUUGACGUAAUCAUGCAGAUAAUAUCCGAAGCCACCAUUCCACCUGCUGGCCUUUAUGAUAUUGAUAUGAUGGAUGAUGAUCUGGACGACUUUGACUCUGACCCUGAUGAUCUUGAUAUCGACAGCAGUGGAGAGAUCAUAUACGCCAUUUAAUGAUCCAUUCUAUACGAGUUGUCUGUAGCGUGUGUUCAUGUAUGUAGAAUCAUUUGUCGGUCAUGGUUAGAUGUCACAACAUGGGAGUCGGGUUGUUGUUGUAUCAUGGGCAGAACCUUCUUUCCUAGGCCGUAUAUGGUCAAGCUGGGGUUUAGGGGUUCCUGCUAGGAGAAAAGACUCGCCCCUUUUGUAUCACUACCUGAGUUGAUCAUGAACAUUGUCGUUUUUGGAUAUUGUGUAUGCCUUGUUUUUUGUGUAACAGAAUGACCAAUCUGGAGCGAUGUACAAAUUUUUACUAUAUAAUGUGAUAGAUUGAAAUUCUCUAAA